AUGCCGAGGACUAAGUUCUUGUGUGAUAUUCUCGAUGAAUCUUUUUAUCAUACUUCCUACAGAGAUAGAAGAAGCGAUGUACGUUUGCGCUCAUGUGUCUUUUCUUUAUACGCAUCUAGCCGAGAGCUAAGCAAAGUCCUCUUGCAGAGUACCACUCUUUACAUUGGGAACCUUUCCUUUUACACCAGAGAAGAACAGAUUUGGGAGCUUUUUAGCAGAGCAGGCGAAGUAAAGCGUGUCAUAAUGGGCCUUCACCGUUUCGACAAAACACCAUGCGGAUUCUGUUUCGUAGAGUAUGAGGACCGCGAGGGCGCGGAGAUGGCAAUGCGUUAUAUCAAUCGAUGUCGAGUAGACGAUCGAGUUAUCCGGACUGACUGGGACGCAGGUUUUAUUGAAGGUCGGCAGUAUGGUCGCGGCAGAAGUGGAGGCCAGGUACGGGAUGAAUUCCGAAAAGACUAUGACGUGGACAGGGGUGGAUACGGCAAAAUUGUGGAGAAAAUGAUGCGUGAUUGA
Dibothriocephalus latus is the source of this 513-nucleotide messenger RNA. Lineage: Eukaryota; Metazoa; Platyhelminthes; Cestoda; Diphyllobothriidea; Diphyllobothriidae. The record is from the annotation of a GenBank genome assembly.